Belonocnema kinseyi is the source of this 396-nucleotide messenger RNA. Its product is annotated as probable salivary secreted peptide. The transcript has a single exon. Lineage: Eukaryota; Metazoa; Arthropoda; Insecta; Hymenoptera; Cynipidae. The record is from RefSeq and is a predicted model, not a curated record. The coding region runs from base 1 to 396 and encodes 131 amino acids.
AUGGCGUCCUACAAGUUGGUUUUCAUUUUGGCAAUCGCUGGCGCUGUAACAUUGGUCCUGAAUGUUUCACCAUCAUCAGGCUUUGGACUUUUUAAGAGUAAGAAAGUUUCAGGCGACUUUAUACUUGGAUCCAGGCUUUCAGGGGACAGGCUUAUACUUCAAAAAACUAUUUAUAGAACAGGCAAAAGUUUCAAGAGCAUUUCUUUGAGAGCGAGUUUCAAUGCUUCAAAAAAUGUCAGAAUCACCCAGGUUGCCGCUUACGAUCAGAAGCGGAAUGGCAAAGCAGCUUCUGUGAAAUUAGUCAAAGGAGGACCAGGAAAACAAAACUGUACUCUAAAAUUCAAAAGUCGCAGAGGUUACGGAAUUCAUUUCAUUGUCAGAGUGUACGGUCGUUGA